Galendromus occidentalis (western predatory mite) is the source of this 702-nucleotide messenger RNA. RefSeq lists its product as uncharacterized. The transcript has 2 exons. Bases 1 to 702 code for a protein of 233 amino acids. The record is from RefSeq and is a predicted model, not a curated record. NCBI's taxonomy places the organism in Eukaryota, Metazoa, Arthropoda, Arachnida, Mesostigmata, Phytoseiidae.
AUGGAGUCCCACGUGCCGCGGCUCACCAGACGAAGAUCACGGUACGGAACGGUCUCGAACUCGCGACUGGCGAUCAGAGAAGAGUUCGUCGAAGGCGAACUUGGAUGGUCAUCCUUCGAAGCAAGAGAUGCCCAGAGCAAACUAAGAUACUUCGAAAGAGUGAGAUCGAUGCCUGAAAAUAGAUGGCCGAAAGCGAUCUUGAGAAUGAUGGAGCUCACUCUGAAGAAAACCAAGGCGUACCAGGAGACCGAACGACUUCGAGCAAAAUACAAGUGCUCAGACAUCAGUCUCCAAUUCGAUGUAGAAGGACGCCCGCUCUCGAAUAUCUUCAACAAAAGGAUCAAAGAGAGGAUACGAGAGACCCAAGAGGCGAUGUGGAGAGACAACAUGCUCCUCAAGACGAGCCUCAGUACCUACGCCAUGGGAAAGAAGACUCGAGGUGUAACUAGCUUCACCUACGAUAACAGUAAGGGAAGCGCCCUCCUAGCUUUGGCCAGAGCCAACAUGUUGCCAACCAGAGCCCACAAGAUGUACCCCGGAAUCGACAAAACCUGUCCCAGGUGUGGCAUCUACGAAGAGACGAUGGAACACGUCAUCUUCGAAUGCAACGACAUCUACCACACGGGAGAAGAACUCCUGUGCCACCGACAUUUUGGGAUCAAAUGUCUCGUCGCACUUUUCGGACUAGUUAGCUCAGCCUGA